Molecule: messenger RNA, 7508 nt
Organism: Gigantopelta aegis
Lineage: Eukaryota; Metazoa; Mollusca; Gastropoda; Neomphalida; Peltospiridae
Product: collagen alpha-1(I) chain-like
Exons: 29
Coding region: 307-4644 (1445 amino acids)
Source: RefSeq, a predicted model, not a curated record
AGACGACACUCUGUAACGGGAGGUCUGCCCGUUUAUUUUGCUCCACUUACGUCAGUCAGUCUGACCCGCCACCCCCUGUCGGGUCAUACAGUGGGAACAGCCCAAGAAAUAGCUUUCACACGUGCUUAGAGCGAGCCUUGCGCGAGCUCCACUUCACUGGACGAUUUUAGCGUUCAGAAGUUGUUUGGGAGAGAGAAACGGUGAGAGAGGGAGAGAGAGGAGAGAGAGAGACUUUUGGAUUAUUAUUGUUGUACAAAGCGACGGCGAAAACAUUUGCAUGUCUGCAGUUUAACGCUAAGCGGCGCAAUGCCCAUAAGUUAUUUAAAAACUUUCGUGGAUGUUAUACUGUCACCCUUGUCGACGGUAACGGGAAGAGCGACUAGAAAAGUCGAAUCGGGAUCUACUAAUAUGUUGUCGCUGUCAAAGGCGAUUUUCUGGGCGGCGAUUUGGCUAGAAGUCGUCACGCCAACUUUUUCACAGGGCGUAAGCAAAGACAACAGUUUUUCAGAUGCGGCGAACACAGAAGAGAUCGAUCUUCUUGGAGCUAUAGGAGUUCCCAGUGAGGGAGUCACAUACUCCGUCGGGGUGGAUGGCUACCCUGCGUUCGGUAUAACGCGGCAUACCAAUAUUCGAAAAGCGGCAUCUUUAUUUUUUAGACAACCUCUCUACAGAGACUUUGCCAUUGGAAUAACAUUAAAAGCCACCGCUUACCGAGGAGGGUUCAUAUUUUCUGUGGUGAACCCGUACCAGACGAUUGUGCAAUUUGGAGUCAGUUUAACAGACUUGGAGUACGACAGAAGUCGGCAAAACUUAGCUUUAUAUUAUACACCAAAUGCAAAACAUGUUGAAACAUCACAGAUUAUAGCUAACUUUUCAAUCCCCAGUACGGUGGGUCGAUGGACUAAGGUGGGGAUCCGCGUGGAGGGGGAGGAGAUUACUUUGUACCUAAACUGCAAGGAAUAUGAGAAGGCGUUGUGGCGACGCAGGACAGACCAGUUGGAGUUCGAGCCAGGGUCCACUCUCUACCUGGCACAGUCGGGACCGAACUUUGAACAGAGAUUUGUGGGAGCUAUAGAAGAACUCAAGAUAUUUGGAAACCCUGCAGAAGCUGAAGAUAAUGAAUGCAGCUUGGAAAUCAGUGGAUCAGGGUCUGGCACCGACAUGGUGGAUAUAGAAAUGGCUGUACCUACACGAAUACCACAGAGAGUACUGAAAGGACAGAAGGGGGAGAUAGGACUGACUGGACCGAAAGGGUCCAAAGGAGAAGUUGGUCCGGCAGGUCCACCAGGUGUACCAAGACCCCCACUCAUCACCCCACCCCCUCCAGAUAUCAGCGAAAUAAGAGGCGUGCAAGGUGAGAAAGGUGAACGUGGAAUACCGGGACAGGUUGGGGAGCCGGGAUUCCCAGGACAGAAGGGGCAGAAAGGGGAGCUGGGACUGCCCGGAGCACUAGGACUGCAGGGUCCGAAAGGAGACAAAGGAGACAAAGGAGACACAGGAAAUGAUGGAAAUCCGGGUUUACCAGGCGUUGCCAUUCAGGGGCCACCAGGGCCUCCCGGACCCCCAGGCCUCCCUGGCUCUGUUGAUGUGAUCCCUGAGCUGGAACGGGGGGAGAAGGGGGAGAAAGGGGAUCCAGGGAUUGGACUGACUGGUCUGCCGGGAUCUAGAGGUCCUGAAGGACUGAAGGGUGAACCGGGACAAACCAUCAGGGGGCCUUCUGGCAUCCCCGGAAGUCCAGGUAUUGCUGGACCCCCAGGACCCCCGGGUCCUCCAGGGUUAACAGGAAUCAUUGAUGUUGAUGGAACUGGAUCGGGUGAUGUGGACGACCUGCGACCGGGACAACCGGGGAUUCAAGGACCUCCUGGGUUACCAGGUCCUCAAGGACCACGUGGCUUGCCUGGACCCAUAGGACCUGCUGGACUGGAUGGGAAGCCUGGACGGCCAGGUGAACCAGGUCCAGUAGGACCUAUAGGACCAACAGGAUUGAGCGGUGAACCAGGAAUUCCAGGUAUUGCUGGACCUCCAGGCCCCAUAGGACCCCACGGCUUGCAAGGAGAAUUGGGCCUGCCAGGUAAACCUGGAAAAGAAGGACAUCCAGGAACGAAAGGAGAGCGAGGCGAGUUGGGCUAUACCGGUCCUCGCGGUAUCCAGGGAGUCCCGGGUCCUCCAGGACCCCCCGGGCUAUCAGUGCGAGGUGGGGGAGGAGGCUGGUUCGGUAGCGGUGACGAUGAGUCUGGUGAUGGUGUAGUGAAGACGGUUCCCGGACCCCGGGGUUUCCCCGGUCCAGAAGGUCCAGCUGGUGUUCCGGGACGACCUGGAGAACCCGGACCUGCUGGGGAACCAGGCGUUCCGGGAAUUCCUGGUGAAAGAGGAGAAAGGGGAUUUGUUGGUGAGGCGGGACCUGUGGGUCCCCGGGGUGAAGCUGGACUUCCUGGUAUCCCCGGGGCAAGGGGCCCUGCUGGGGUGAAAGGAUCAUUUGGAGAGAAAGGCGAAAAGGGAGAUUCUGGAUCAGGGGCGGGGCUACGAGGCGAGCCUGGACCAUUUGGACCCAAGGGAGAUGUUGGUCCAGUUGGACCCGCGGGGCCUCCAGGCCCCCCUGGCCCUCCCACUGUGAUUGGCUCAGGCGCAUCAGGUGACCUGGAAAUUGGUGGAGAAAAGGGCAUGAAGGGAGAGAUGGGUUUACCUGGACCAAAAGGUGAUCCUGGACUUAAUGGACUUAACGGAUUUCCUGGCGAUCCGGGCCCAGUGGGGCCUGCUGGGAUACCAGGUGCUCCCGGCGAGCCUGGCAUUCCGGGACUUCCUGGAGAGAAGGGAACGUCCGGUGAACGUGGCCUGAUUGGACCCCCUGGACCCCCAGGCUAUACAGAAGGACCAGAUGGAAGCUUCCGGACAGUAAAGGGUGAAAAGGGUGACCCAGGACCAGUGGGACCGAAGGGUGACCGGGGACCACGGGGACUGACUGGUUUGCGAGGAUUUCCAGGUGCACCUGGAGAAAUGGGCAUGCCAGGUUUCAUUGGCCGACCUGGAAUCCGAGGACGUAAGGGCGAGCGUGGUUUUGGUCAGAAGGGCAAUAAAGGUGAUUCUGGACCCCCGGGCAAACCCGGGUUCGGUCUACCGCAAGGCAGUGGAGUGUUCAUCCCAGGACCGAAGGGAGAUAAGGGUGGAUAUGGAAACAAGGGUGACCGUGGGUUACCGGGAUCAUGUCAAUCGGGCCCCUGUGUUGGAGAUGAAGGUGGACUGGUUAUAGCAGAGAAAGGCAUGAAGGGUGAUCGUGGGUUUCCGGGUCGUGACGGACAGGACGGACGACCAGGCCAACCGGGCCCAGAAGGACCCCUUGGAAAGACUGGCCCCAUGGGUCCAGCAGGACCUCCAGGAAUCCCUGGUGGGAUUCUGAGUGGGGAAUCCGGGAUCCUCCGCACCAUUCCAGGCCCUCCUGGUCCCCCUGGACUGCAGGGAGAGAGGGGACUCCGCGGUCCUCCAGGGGUCAGCAUUGAAGGACCAUCCGGUCGCCAGGGACGACCGGGGCCAAUUGGACCCCCAGGACCUCCAGGACAUGGAUUGCGGGGCCCACGGGGCCCCCCUGGCCUCCCAGGGGAUGCCUCGUUCUCUGGGCGUGGGCCACCAGGACCCCCCGGCCCACCAGGCCUGCCCAGCUCCACAUCGGGCAUCACACUCGGGAGUUCAUCGGGGGCAGCCAUCACGUACCGCAGCAUGGACGAGCUGUUGGCCGUUUCCUACAGUCUGCCGGUCGGGACGCUCGCCUACAUCGUGGACCAGGAGUUUGUUUAUCUGCGAGUCAAUGAAGGGUGGAGGUUCAUCAUGCUUGGUCAGCUUAUUCCACUGCCCAGCCCGACACCACCCGGCCAAUAUCACCGUAGACGAUAUCCGUACCGAUAUCGGACCGAGUCACCAAGAAAUUAUCGAACUCGUCCCCUGCAUGCAUAUCCAACUCGUCCCUCAAGCUAUUAUCGAACAAGAAAUCCACGAAAUUCCAGGAACCACCGAACUUACGCCCCCAGGGUGUAUGCGACGCCACGCCCAAGAAACCAUCACCCGAGGACAACUACCACUGGUCCAGUUAUUCCAUUGCCGCCACCAAACUACACCUCUGGAGCAAAACUUCACCUGAUUGCUCUGAACCACCCGAUGUACGGUGACAUGCACGGAAUUCGCGGGGCCGACUACGAGUGUCACCGCCAGGCUCGCCAAGCCGGCUACAGGGGAACCUACAGAGCAUUCCUUUCUUCGAAAACUCAGAAUCUGGAUUCCAUUAUAUACUACCCGGAGGACCGAAGGAUACCUGUCGUUAAUGCAAAGGGCGAGAUUCUGUUCAACAACUGGGAGGAUCUAGUGAGCGGAACGGGGGGUUACCUGAACAACCGCUCAACCCUCUACGCAUUCAAUGGCAAAGACGUUAUGGCAGACUCGGCUUGGCCACAAAAAUUGGUAUGGCAUGGCUCAGACAAGAAGGGGAAACUGACCCAAGACAAGUACUGCCACAAGUGGUUGUCGCGGAAACGCAACAAGAUGGGACUGGCGAGUUCGCUAAUGAAACACAUGUUGUUGGACACGAAGGAGUAUUCGUGCAGUAACGCGUUUGUGGUGUUCUGUGUGGAAAACACGAGUCGUAAGAAUCUACGCUAGCUAGCUGACCUGAAUACUGUGCUGCGGGACCUGUGAAUGAAACGUGAAUGUCUGUUACGUGUUGUCGCAUUCUUCUACGAACUCAGUAUGGUGCUCACCCAGUGUUUUGUCACCACCGUCUGGUGGCAAGGUCUUUUUUGUGUUUUUAAAGUCUGGGGACUGGAUGUACAAUGUAGAUUCUACCAAGUCAUUUGAGUGGAUGUUACAUCUCAGCAGUCGUGUGAUUCUAGCUGUGGUUACCAAGUCACUUGACUGACUGUAGUUUCUACCAAGUCACUUGACUGGCUGUAGCUUCUACCAAGUCACUUGACUGACUGUAGUUUCUACCAAGUCAUUUGACUGGCUGUAGCUUCUACCAAGUCAUUUGACUGGCUGUAGCUUCUACCAAGUCACUUGACUGGCUGUAGUUUCUACCAAGUCACUUGACUAACUGACUAGCUUCUACCAAGUCACUUGACUAACUGACUAGCUUCUACCAAGUCACUUGACUGACUAGCUUCUACCAAGUCAUUUGACUGGCUGUAGCUUCUACCAAGUCAUUUUACUGGCUGUAACUUCUACCAAGUCAUUUGACUGGCUGUAGCUUCAACCAAGUCAUUUGAGUGGAUGUUAUAUCUCAGCAGUCAUGUGACGGUAGCUGUGGUUUCUACAAAGUCGUGUGACUAGGUAUAGUUUCUACAGAGUCAUAUGACUAGUUAUAGUUUCUACAAAGUCAUUUGACUAGAUGCAGUGUCUACAAAGUCAUGUGACUUGAUGUAAUUUCUCAGCAGUCAUGUGACUAGUUGUAGUUUCUACACAGUCACUUAACUAGUUUCUACCUUGCCAUGUGGCUUGGCUAUGGUUUCUACCAAGUCAUGUGGCUGGUUGUAGUUUUAACAAUAUCACCUGACUGAUUGUGCUUUCUACCAAGUCGGGUGACUGGCUGUAGUUUCUACUGAGUCAAGUGACUGGCUGUAGUUUCUACCAAGUCAAGUGACUGGCUGUAGUUUCUACCAAGUCAAGUGACUGGCUGUAGUUUCUACCAAGUCAAGUGACUGGCUGUAAUUUUGACAGACUGGCUGUAGUUUCUACCGAGUCAAGUGACUGGCUGUAGUUUCUACCGAGUCAAGUGACUGGCUGUAGGUUCUACCAAGUCAUGACUGGCUGUAGUUUCUACUGAGUCAAAUGACUGGCUGUAGUUUCUACCGAGUCAAGUGACUGGCUGUAGUUUUUACUGAGUCAAUUGACUGGCUGUAGUUUCUACCAAGUUGUAUGACUGGCUGUAGUUUCUAUAAAGUCAUGUGAAAGGCUGUAGUUUCUUUGCAGUCACUUGUUAUCUGAUUUUGUAGAGAUCUAUGCUGCAACAGGGAUUGAAAUUUACAAAAUUCUUCUGGUCUGUGACCUGUAGUGUAAAGUAGUAAACUAGGUGUGUGACUUUAGGUUUAGUUUCAGAAACAAACAAGCUUUAGUUUUUAACUGUGAUAUUUUAACUGGCUUUAUAGCUUUGUGGAUUAGAACAAAAUUUUCUUCUGAGGGGUGGAAGAUGCAUGUGCUUCUACCAAAGGGGAACAACCCAUGUAUAAUUUAGGGAUGGGUGGACAACUCGAUGGAAACAGUUAUUUCUGUAGAAAACUAUUUAUUGUUACUGUAGUCAUGGAAUUUAAUUAUCAUUGUUUAUUAUGGAAGAAUAAUAAAGAGUAUAUACAUAUAGUUAGUCUGUUUAGAUGUAUGACAUAUUCGGAUAAAAAAGCACUGUUAUCUGUCUUAUAAUUGUACAGAUAUUGUGUUUAACUUCAAACUGGACAAGUCUGUAUACACAUAGUUAGUCUGUUUAGAUGUAUGACAUAUUCAGAUAAACAAGCACUGUUAUCUGUCUUAUAAUUGUACAGAUAUUGUGUUUAACUUCAAACUGGACAAGUCUGUAUACACAUAGUUAGUCUGUUUAGAUGUAUGACAUAUUCAGAUAAAAAAGCACUGUUAUCUGUCUCAUAAUCUGUAGAGAUAUUGUGUUUAACUUCAAACUGGACAAGUCUGUAUACAUAUAGUCUGUAUACACAUAGAUAGUCUGUUUAAAUGUAUGACUUGUUCAGAUAAAACACUCAUUCCAACCAGUGCACCACAACUGGACAAAGGCCGUGGUAUGUGCUUUCCUGUCUGUGGGAAAGUGCAUAUAAAAGAUUUCUUGCUGGAUUAGGAAAAAAUGUAGAGGGUUUCAUCAGAUGACUACAUGUCGGAAUUACCAAAUGUUUGACAUCCAACAGCCGAUGAUUAACUAAUUAAUUAAUGUGCUCCAGUGGUGUCAUUAAAGAAAACGAACAAACUAUUCGGAUAAAACAAGUACUGUUAUGAGUCAUAUAAUCUGCAUGUGUCAUACAAUCUGGAUAGAUUAUGUGUAACAAGUCAGAAUACAUAUAGUUAAUAUGUUUAGAUGUAGCAAAUAUUCAGAUCACAUAAGGCUGUAUAGAUCUGACUUAUUCAAAUUAGAUAAGUUUUUAUAGACCAAAUUUGUAUGGAUAUUCAUACUGGAUAAGUUUUUCUCCCAUCCCUAGCCAUGCAACACAGGCGUAUUCCAUGAUGUCAGCCCAUGCGGAAUAAAUCGGUCUUGCAUGACCACAUGACUUAUACUGUUUGAGCUGAUAUUAAUAUUGGGUGACAUCACGUAAACGGCAAAAUAACGCAAGAAAUGCUUUUUAUAUUUCAUAAAAACAAGGAAACCUGCAGUCAUAAUGAAGUUAUACUGUCAUUUUUGGUUUAUAUUUUCAGUAUAAACCAUUUUUGGGUACGAUCUUUUCAAUGGUUAUGAUUAUUUUAUUGUAAGAUAAAAAAUAAAAAAUGUAGGUUUUUCACGUUUUCCCAAAAUGCUUGUUUUUCAUCUACUGGAUGGG